UACUGAAGCAACACGUUCCUGUUUUCCCCGCCCUCUGCAUGUGGAAAGUGAAUUGUCUGGGCGCUGGAAAAUGACGUUUCCAGGAAACAACGUCGUUCAUAAUUUGCAAAAGGGAGUAGUAUACAGCGCAGUAAGCUUGCCACGGCAAAAGACUGAGAAAGAGAUUUUUGACUAAUAAAUACAAAAAAGUAAAAAGAAAAAAAAAACAUAACUUAAAAUGCUAACAAGAAACGCAGUUGGAAUGGAACGGCAUUGUAUUUAAAUACAGACAAUUGCUACGUUGCUGUGGAAACUUUCAUUACACAUUGGAUAAACUUAAAAAAAAACAACAACAACAAAACAAACAAACAAACCUAAAAAACAGGUGACAAUUGUUUUUUUUUUAGCUCUGCUUUUUAAACCCCAAAAGGAUACAGAAAACAGUAGCUGCACUGUGUCUGUUAACCUUGCCUUUUUUUUUUAAUCUUGUAUGCAUUACCGGGAACGUCUUGCGACUCGGAAAAGUGUGCUGUUAUGUCUGAUUCGGCUGUGAGCUGUGGUUCGGUAGUCUCGGACCCAAAACAUUCGUGCAAGGUGCUCCGGGCCCUCCGUUCAUUCCGGGAGGAAAAUUGUUUCCAAGAUGCGGUACUUGUUCUUGAUGGAGAAGAGAUUCCGGUCCAGAAAAACAUCUUGGCAGCCGCCAGCCCUUACAUAAGAACUAAAUUGAAUUACAACCCUCCGAAGGAAGAUGGCUCUGUGUAUAGGAUUGAGCUUCAGGGGAUCUCUGUCAGUGUGAUGAAUGAGCUUCUGGACUACAUCUUCUCUGGCGAGAUCCGACUCAGUGAAGAGACCAUCCAGGACAUCGUGCAGGCAGCAGACCUGCUGCUCCUCACUGACCUCAAGACCCUGUGCUGCGAGUUCCUGGAGGGCUGCAUCGUGGCAGAGAACUGCAUCGGGAUCCGUCAGUUUGCACUGCACUACUGCCUUCAUCACGUGCACUACCUGGCCACGGAGUUCCUGGAGACGCACUUCCGGGAUGUGAGCAGCACCGAGGAGUUCCUGGAGCUGAGCCCAGAGAGACUCAAAGAGAUCAUCGCCUUGGAGAAACUCAACGUGGGCAAUGAGAAGUACAUCUUCGAAGCAGUGGUCAGGUGGAUAUCGGACGAUGUGGAUGCCAGGAGGGUGUUCAUGAAAGAUGUGAUGUCAGAGGUGUGGGUGCACGGUUUGGACUCGACCUACCUGCGAGAUCAGAUGAUGGCUGACCCUUUGGUGCGAGACAUCAUCCGGGAGUGUAACAACAUCCCCCUGAGCCCAACACAGCACGGAGAGAACCAGCUCGCCACCUUCAAGCCCCGCGGCUACUCCGAGUGCAUCAUCACACUGGGAGGGGAGGAGAGGGCCACUCGCAAGCCAUCUAAAGUCAUGCGCUGCAUGUGCCCGCUGUAUGAUCCAAACAGACAGCUCUGGAUAGAGCUGAUGCCCAUGAGCAUUGCAAGGUUCAGCCAUGGAGUGCUGGCUGCAGAGGGCUUACUGUUUGUGGUUGGAGGAUUGGAUGAAAAUAAAACUUCUCUCAACUCAGGGGAAAAGUAUGACCCUGAUACCAACACCUGGAGUGCCAUUUCACCUAUGCUUGAGGCCAGGCAUAACUUUGGGAUAGUGGAGAUUGACGGAUUGAUUUACGUCCUGGGAGGGGAGGAUGGAGAGAAAGAGAUGGUCUCAAUAGAGGUGUACGACAUCCACACCAACGUCUGGAAGACUCAGUCUGACAUGACCAUGGUUCGAAAGAUUGGAUGUUAUGCAACCAUGAACAAGAAGAUCUAUGCAAUGGGUGGAGGCUCUUAUGGGAAGCUCUAUGAAUCGGUGGAGUGCUAUGACCCAAAGACGCAGCAGUGGACAGCUAUCUGCCCUCUGAAGGAAAGGAGAUUUGGAGCCGUAGCCUGUGGUGUGGGACAGGAGCUUUAUGUGUUUGGAGGGGUACGCAGCCGGGAGACAGACCACCCCCAAACUACUGAGAUGUUGACCUGCAAAUCUGAGUUCUACCAUGAUGAAUACAAAAGAUGGAUGUAUUUGGACGACCAGAACCUUUGCAUUCCUACCAGCUCCUCUUUUGUAUAUGGGGCUGUACCGAUCGGGGCCAGUAUCUAUGUAGUUGGUGAUCUAGACACGGGUACCAGCUAUGAUUAUGUGCGGGAGUUCCGGAGAAGCACAGGGACCUGGCACCGAACCAAACCUUUGCUGCCCUCUGACCUGCGACGCACCGGCUGUGCUGCGCUCCGCAUUGCCAACUGCAAGCUCUUCCGUCUCCAGCUGCAGCAGGGCCUGUUCCGAAUCCGGGUCCCAUCGUAAGACCCCCGCCCUGCAUCUCGGAGGAGAACCACUGCAGAACAGACCACAAUGCAAGGCAUCCACACCAGUUGUACUCCUAAAUGCUUUGCUUUGGUAUGUUAACAGAGAAAUCGGCAGGGACUGUGGGGAAUGCCUGAAUCUUAACUGAUGUUACAAGUCAUUUCUAAUCCUGCAUUUGGGAAUAGGACUUGUUUGUAAACUAAGACACUUAUUUUUUUAGCAAGCAUCAUUUUUUUUUUUUUUAAUUAUUAUUAUUAUUAUUACUUUUUUUAAUUCUAACAUGCGGAUAUUUAUAUUUUAAGUGGUUCACUAAGACUUUGUUGCCUUUUCUGAAUCUUUUUCAUACUGCCUGAGGCUAGGGUUGCACCUAUGCUCCAGGAGUAGUUUGGCUUUUACUCCUUACUGAAUUCAUCUGUGUGGUUUGCAAAUUUUCUAACUGUUAUGCUUCGAAUUAUUUUUGGCUUGCAAAUGUUUAGCCUUGAACAGGCUUGGCACAGGUUACUGGUGUGGUUUUCAAAGUGUUUUCUUAAGUGUUAAACUUUGUUCUUGGAGAUCGUAUUCUCAUGUAAAGUAAUAGCAGCAAACAAAAUCGGUCCAUGAAUUUCCUCCGCCAUGCACUUCCGUUUACAUGUGCAGUUUUGAAAGAAACACAACAUUUUCAUUUCAAAACAUGAUGUCUGGUACAGCACUAGGUCAAGAAGUCUGUUUGCAAAAGUGGAGUCAGCGGUAUGUCAGUUUUUAAAAUGAAAAUACAUGUUUCUUUAAAAACUGCAUAUUUCAGAUCUAUGUAGCUAAUGGAAGUGCAAAAUGUGUAAGAUUAUAAACUAUCACUACUCAGCCGCUGAACUUGGUUAAUAGCUGUAGGACAUGGUAUUGGUUAUAUAUGGUUGUAAAGCAAUCAUUACAAUACGUCCUAACAUACAUGUGGGUCCAGAUGUACUAAUAUGCAAAGUUUUAACUUUUUUUCAAAACUAGAAAAAACACUGAGUUUAAAUUAAACCAUUUAUAUAUUUUUUUUUAUUUUGCAUAUUUGGGAUGCAUUUUUUUUUUUUCUUGAUUUUGGAAUAGGAAGAUAUCCAUGAUUAUACUAAAUGGAAGGGCCUGGAAGGUAUAUGCCAUUGUUGUAUUCUCUACAAGUAUAAUAUUUAAGGAUGAAAACAUACUGUUGCAAAAAAAUAUAUACUAAAUAAAGACAUCAUUAAAAAAUAAAAUAGAAAUACACACAAAAUAAAACUUACAAAUGGUACUUUCAUACAAUACUGGAGUUUAAGCUUAACAAGUGUCCCAUUGUUUCUGAUAGUUUGUCUUUGCAAAGUUACAGUAUUGCAAAUGUACCAAACAAAUACAAUGUUUACAGUUGAAGAAUGUGUAAAUACUGGUGUAGGCUGUAAAGAUAAAAAAAAAAAAAAAAAUUCAAUGAGAUAGAAUAAAACAGGUAUACUCAAAGAAAUGAACUCCAGCUGCUUGUACUCUGUCAACAAGAUUGGUAGCUAAAUAGUUUAAAAUCUAACUCCGCAGUCAUUGAUAGAGGAGAUGAAAUACUUCAUGAACCUCGACAGACCUCGGUGCUUAUCUGCUUCUACUGGGAUACAGCACUUUGCCAGAGACAUUAUUGAGAAGCUGAAUUUAGAAACAUUUGAAGAAUGACAUUCGGGGAACAAGUUUAGUAAAAGUAAAAAUUGUAUAUUUCAGGAUCCUGCUGCAAAGCUUAGACUAUGCAGGUUGAUGGCUGUACUGUAAUAUAUUACUGUUGAUUCACAAGUGUGCAUUUAAUGCAUUUGUUUGUUUAAUUUAUAUUUGCAUUUUAAACUUACUAAAACAUGAACACCUGGACAAUCUUGAAUGAUGAGAAAACGGCAUUUUGAUCAUUUGUAUAUGCUAGCCUAGAUUUAAAUUACAAUAAAUAAUACAAUGGAGCUCUCCAGUUGGCACAACAAUAGUUUUGUUUUAAGUUAAGUAAAAAAAAAAUCCUUAACUUCAAAACGCUAAUCGGAAUGAAAAAAACUAUAAUAAAGUAAGUCACAAGUAGUUGAGUGUUUCAACUAGUACCUUCUUCAGUGUCUAUUUGGCUUAAUUUCUGAAUUAAACUGUUUUUACAAUAGAAAAUAAAACCGGCAAUACUUGUUUGUGUAUUUUGCACAUAGAAGUUAGGCAGUCCCUUUUAAUAUCGCUUCAAAGGGACUGCAAAAGUGGUGGCAAAACUGAGUUAACUUUAACCAUUAAUCUGGUAAAUGUAAGCAUUUAAAAUACAAAAGAAGCAUUGGUACAACAAUCAUUUUGCUAUGGAACUAUUAUAUCCUGGGCUGAAUAUUUCAACUAGGCAUGUAACAAUUCAUCAUGUACACCCUGUGCAUUCUUUAAGUGAUAUAUCGCAUUGUGGUAUGUAUUGUGAUACAACGUGGCAACAUGCAAACUCAAGAGCCCUUGCAUUGAGUCCUGCUAUGUUCCCUAUUGUGAUUUUGAAUAUUGCAAAGGCUGGACUUAUGUUUUUGUUUUGAUUUUGUUAGCACUGGACAAUCCAUGGAAAGUGGGAGGCAGAAAUGUGUAAAAUCUGAAAAACUCAGGGCUUGGAUUUUGCCUAAAAGGGUAACACUCCAAAGAGAACUAAAACAAGCUGCAUAAAUGAACAAACAAUAAAUGUCCCUUUUGAAAAAACAUGUCCCAUGAUAGAUGCGCUACGGGGAUUUGAAAGCCAUUCAAAUGUUUGGAAUGCUUUAGAAAAAAAUCAUUCAUUGUCUGCUGUGUAGUUUUGACUAUUUUUAAAUUGCCCCGAACCAGGUGACCUUAACUGGAUGCUGCUCCUAAACUGUGCGAGAAGGUGAAGGGUUAGGCUGACACGACUGGGUAACAGCUGGAACUCCUGCUAAUGUUUUUGUUUUGUUUGUUCAGUUUUUGGCGCAGUGUUUGUUUUUUUUAUCUACAUGGUUGUCUUUGCAAACUGCGUUGUUCAGUUUGAGACUUUGCCAAAAUCUAGCAAGGAUUAUUCUUUUUUUUUUCCCCUCCUCUUCUCUCAAUAGACGUAGAGAAGACAGUGACCAGGGUGCGUAGAUACAAAAGCAGCCGAUUGUUUGUUUUGUUUUACAUUGGGUGAAGAAAAUGAUCAAAAAGCGAGAAUGUUUUCCAAAAGCACUGUGUUAGAGAUGCAGGUUUCCCUGACACAGGAUUGCAUGCUGGUUUUAAGGUUUGUGGUCUUGCUAAAGGGGGCCGAGCACAAGUGACGGUUCGGGACCAACCAGAGUUACAGGAAAUGCUGCUUGCUUACUGUGUGUGGUUUAAAUAAAUAAAUAAAUAAAAAAUGAUAUCUAUCUAUAUCGAUAGAUAGGUAGGUAGAUUGAUAUAGGUUAACAGCAUAGCUUUUUUUGCUGUCCCUGGAUAGAACCCAACAGUAAAGCCUGAAGGCAGCUUACAACUGUAAUGUCAGACAGCUCUAUAGACAACCAAUAAAAAAAUAUUGAAACAGCUCUUGGCUGUUUGUGCAGCUGUUACCAGCUGUUGUUUUGAAUGCAUUUAUAGUCCCUUUUCUGUUGUGGAUCUCAAAUGGAGGGGAAAGGAUUAAUGAAAAAGUGGAGUGUGUUCCCUAAAUUUGGGGGGAGGGGAGAGCUGCCCUGUAUUUUUUUAUCCUUUCGUAUUCUGUUUUAGAGAAGCCCACAGUUAUUAGGAGAAGGAACUUUCCGCAAACUGCAGGAAAUGUGUGCAGUUUUCAGCAGAGCCAAGACGCUUGCACAGCAUGUUGCAUGAGGGAAUUCACCCGUCCUUUCCAGAGGUCAGGAGUUAAUUUCAGAUCCCAGCUCUGCGUUGCCUCUUGUGCUUUAGACAGGAGCUGGACUAAAGCCUCCACGGAUUGUGCUACCUUGCUUGCCAAAAUACCAAGCAUCGUUUUUAGGGAUACAAUUUAGCAACCUUAAAUUUUGAGAGUUCUCUCUGUGUUGUUUAUUAGGACCCAUCUACUUUCUUGGAUUUGGCCUUCCUCAAAUUAGGUUCAUCAUGUGAUGAUCCCUACAGCACUAUAAAUCGCCAUAGUUUAUUUAAGCAGUAAUACACCCAUCCACCAUGGCAGAACUCCAGCAUCUUCCACGGGCCCCACUAUCCCUGGGUCUGAUGAACUUGAACGACAUUCUGCCAACCUCAAAUUUGCACCAAUUUCUUGAAAUAUUUCUUGAAAUAUUAAUGACUGAAUAGAUUAAUAGAUUAACGUCCCUCAACUUCCAGCACUCGAGUCAAGUGUGUGAUCAUGGCAAACGCUGGCCAAACCUGAUAUUUAGGUAGAAGUCUCAAUACAGUGUGGUGCAUGUUGUAUGUCCCCCAUCUAACUAUAAAGUAUAAAAGCACAUUUUAAUUUGCACCUGAGUGGGAUGUGAAUGGAGAAAGUUUCUUUUGAUGAUUUCCUAAAUGCAUAAUGUGUGCCUGUUUGCUUUCACUAAUAUUAUUAAAUCUUAAAAUGUGGGCCAUGAAAUUUCGUUUAGAUGAUAACAAAAAGAAGAGAUCAGAGGAAGCUUAAGGUCAGGAGAACAGGACCGGUGUCAAGAGUGAUUUCCUGCUGGGGUAUCGACAGGCACUGGCAGCAGCGAAUACUCUGAAUACUUAUUCAAAGACAAAAAGAUGUUCAGUUUCCACAUGUUUCUGAAAGAUGAGUACACUGCUGUUCAUCUUGUGUCCUUUUACACCAGCAUUACUAAAUGUUUAAAAAUGAUGACAAUCGGGAAGAAAAGAUAACUUUGAUUGCACGUUGUGGAGUCAAAUGUUUAUUAACGGGAUUUGCAGGCGUGCGUCAACACUACGCACUGAUGCGUCUUAAAUGAAACAGGCCAAGAGAAAGCAGAAUAGUGUGCCAUACUGUUUAUAUUUGAACCACAUUACCACAUUUAGCAUAUCUGUACUGAAAUUGCUUAUAUUCUUUUUUUUAAUUCUACUCUUGCUGGGGAUAUAGGGGAGGCGCCCAGAAGUAUAGUAUGUUCGUGGUGAAACUUGGUUGAACUUGGUCUUAAGAAAUUGUCGGAGUAUCGGAGUCACUAUAAUGUAUAGUGUAUGGAGACAAUAUAAGGACAUGCCUUUUAAACUUUAAGUUUAAACUUUAAAAAUGAAGUAUAGUAUUGAAAGGAUCAGGAGCCAGGAGUUUGAUGUUGAAUACAUUGUUCUUCCCUUAUUGCUCCAUGAACAACUCCUAUUAGUAAACCUACAGGUUCCAUAAAGCCAAAUUUAUUACACAGUUGCACAAAAGCAUGUGCAAGUGUUUUUCAUAAGUGGUAUAUUAGGUACUAUUAAUAGAUCAGUUUUAACUUUAUAUUAUAUAUAGAUAGAUAGAUCUCUCUCUCUCUCUCUAUAGAUAUAGAUAUAGAUAUAGAUAUAGAUAUAUCUAUCUAUCUAUUUAUUUAUCUAUCCAUCAUCUACUGACUGAAUUUAGCUUUCCUCAGUCCUUCUGUAAAAGUUAUUCAGUUUUGUAAAUUUAAUUGUACAAAAUUGAUGGUACCUCUGUUUCUUUCCUAAUUUUUAAGAUAUAGAUACAAAAAUAAUUCAGGACUGAAGGUAUUAAACCCUUUGGCCAGAGAUUCUAACUGAGCGUUGCUAUGCAAUCUGUAGCACAGUACAAAUCAACCUCUUUCACUGAGAACUGUAAGUGUCCUUAACUUGAAAUGUAAGCUACUCCUAGUCCUAGCCUCUGAAGAUAUUCCAUAUUGAAUUGUGCAUUGGUACUAUAGCUCAUUGAAUACAGUUUAUUGAUGCAGAAAUGAUAAAGAACAAUUGAAUAAACAUAGGUUUUUUGUUUUGUUUCUUCAAUCCAUUGUUUUUCAUAAACACUUUACUUUUUUGUCUUUAGUACUUGAUGAUGUUUAACACUUUUUUUUUUUAAAUAGUACAGUAACACUAGUACAUAAUUCUCUUAUUUUUCUGACACUUUGUUGUUCGUUGUUGUAAUGUUAAUACUGAAGUGUGGGGAGGUUUUAUACCUGUUGGAAGUCACAGUGGUGCACAUUUAUUAUCUGUAUUCUCUGUAUACUUUGUGUCACUGAUUGUGUGUAUCAUCUUCGAAAGGUGUUUAGUAAACCCAGAAACUAUAUUUCAUCAUUGUAUUUCUUGUGUUUCUGUAGGAUAAUAAGACCAUUAUCCUUACCCUGUUGACUGCUCCACCUAUACAACCUGUUGAAGUACUGGCUUAUCAAAAACAUCUGUAAUGGAGCUGCAAAGAAAGAAAAUAAAAAAGGCUUUUUUGAACUGCAGUUAGUGUGUUUAAAACAACACCAGGUAUUCCUAAUGAAGUACUGGUGGGGGGUACAUUAGGUGCUUUCUUUCUCAAAUAUUUUAGAAUGUGUGUGCAAUAACAAAUACAUAACUGCGUGGCCACUUUAUUAGGACCUGUGCAUGUUACCUUGGGUCCCUUUAUUCCUCUCAAAUGCCGUAGUUUGCAUAAACAUUGUUGCAGAUUAUUUCCACCCAUUAAUACUGCACUUGUACCCUGAUGACGAUGCACCCAUCCACCGUGCCAGAAAUGUGCGCAAAUGGUUUGAGAUGGCUUUAGGCAUCUCAAUCCAAUUGAGCAUGCCUGGGACGAACUUGAGACGCAUUCCUCAUUGUGAUCCUAUGCUCAAUUAUGUGACUAAAUGUAUUAACAGGCCUUGUGACACCUUCCAGCCCCUUGUGGAGUCUGACGACACAUGUCAAGCUUGUGACGAGGGCAGAUCUGAAAUUAGGUACAGGUCUUAGUGGCCAGGCAGUGUACAGUAAGUGAGCAAGGUAAUAUAGAUACCGUCUACAACAUUAUGAUACAAAGGGGAAGUAUACAAAUAGGUUACCCUUUCAAAUCACACCUAAUAUAUCACAGGAAUAAUAUUGACCUUUGUAAAAUAAACAUAUUUGUCAAUAUAAAGCGUUAGACAUUUUUAUUAGCCUUCAUAUGCAUAUCAUAUUCAGAUGAGGAUAAAGAUGACAUAUAUUGCUGGAAAGCAUUUUACCUUUCUACAGGUACGUUCAGACUAAAAUUGUAUUGUGAUUUUAAUAAUUGUAAUAUUGACAAUAGUGAAAUAGGGCAAUCUUGUACAAAGCACUAGGGUAUAUACAAAAAUGAAAUGCCUGUUUUUGCUAAUUUAAAGGUUUUUGUUUUUAUUGUGAGUGCCACAUUUGAAGAACUUUGGAAUGUUUCGUAUUAUGAGAUGAAUAGUAAAGGAUGAUUUUAAAGAUGGGCACUCAUAUUAAGAAAUGGGAUGCAAAGUAGGAUAAUGUUCUUUUAAAAUUAGAAAAUAACACUUGAGCUACAUAUGAUUCAAUACACAUGGAAAAACAUAACUGGCAAAAGACCAGUUAAUUUCUGUAAAUAAACCCUAUAGUAGUUCCAUUAAAGGUGAAACAACUAUGGUAAUGAUCUCAUUUUUGGCUGUUGCUUGUGGUCAAAUUUCCCUUUGUUCAGACCUGUGUCCUUUUUAAUGCACUUCUAAAUCAAUGGAAGACACACUGAAGUUACCAAUUUUCUGUUCCAAAAGUCAGCCUUUUCUUUACAGCUCCAACUAAGCAAGUAUGAAAAUGGGACUAACUAACUUUGACCAAAUAAAAUGUUUUGUGAAAGUCA
Molecule: messenger RNA, 9883 nt
Organism: Acipenser ruthenus (sterlet)
Lineage: Eukaryota; Metazoa; Chordata; Actinopteri; Acipenseriformes; Acipenseridae
Gene: gan
Product: gigaxonin
Exons: 11
Coding region: 514-2325 (603 amino acids)
Biological process (GO): cytoskeleton organization; regulation of cytokinesis; protein ubiquitination
Cellular component (GO): Cul3-RING ubiquitin ligase complex
Molecular function (GO): cullin family protein binding; ubiquitin-protein transferase activity
Source: RefSeq, a predicted model, not a curated record